Molecule: messenger RNA, 3594 nt
Organism: Solea senegalensis (Senegalese sole)
Lineage: Eukaryota; Metazoa; Chordata; Actinopteri; Pleuronectiformes; Soleidae
Gene: trim71
Product: tripartite motif containing 71, E3 ubiquitin protein ligase
Exons: 7
Coding region: 1089-3593 (834 amino acids)
Biological process (GO): protein polyubiquitination; proteasome-mediated ubiquitin-dependent protein catabolic process
Molecular function (GO): protein binding; ubiquitin protein ligase activity; zinc ion binding
Source: RefSeq, a predicted model, not a curated record
UCAGUUGGACUACAGCGGCUCGAGGAGCUGCACCCUGAGCAGCACGCGACCACACUCACACUUAGUCACACACCUUCUAGUUGUAUUUAUGUUCAUUCCCACUACAGUAAACAACAACAACCAGUGAAGGAACGUAGUUGAGGUCCGCACGGUCGCUGGGCCGAGUUUCUCCCAGUUGUUGGGCACCGUCGCCGGAGGAAAACCCUGCGCAUUCCUCCACGCAGAGAGAGCCCGAGAGCGAGAGCGAGAGCAGCCGACGCACUGGACGGAGGCAAGGAGAGCUGGAAGCGGCCUCUUCACGAGGUGCACCCCUGAAUUCACCCACGAAGGCUCGUCACAGAGGUCCUGUUAGAUGUUCGGGCUUUACCCGCGUCUGUUUUCGGUGCCCUGACGUCUCGCACCGUGCUAUGAGAUCCUUGCUUUGAUGAAUAAUUUACGGUCUCUCGGUCCGAGGCUCGUGCUGCUACUACUAACCGACAGUUGGCUGCGCCCGACGCCGCCUGAACGAGCCCUAAUGGUGGACUAGAGAGACGAAUACAAGCGCAGCGAAGACACGGGCUUAACAUUUAAGUGCAGAUUAGAAUUUCCCAAAGAUAAAACACAUCUCUGAACUCGCCCGGUUGCUCAUUAGUAGCGCAGAGCUCCGCAGUCAUGUUGCCGAGUCGAUGGGGGAGGAAAGACGGAGCUCCGUGUACUUCAACGCCGAUCCAGUGUCGCUCCAGUUUCGGGUUUAUUUUAUGAUCCUCAAAGAAGCACAAUCGGACCUUUUCUCUCCACGGACUGUCCAGUGUUGCCCCGUUGCUGUGAUUCCUCUUCAGACGCCUUACUUCUCUGCAUGUAUCUCUCUUUUUUUUGUUACCUCAGAAACUCUGUUUGACUUGAUGUUUUGAAGAACUGCUACCUCCCUGUUUUGUCUCGUACAGAGAGGAAUCUGUAUGUUGUCGAGCACCGUUUUCACUUUUUGAGCUGACUUAAAAUACCUCAUGAAUCUACCUCAAUUAGCACACUCUUUUCUACACGUAACAGAUGAUUACUUCACGCUCGUCGUUGCUGCUCAUCUUGUAAAUUAUUGAGCCUGUAUUUCGUGAAUGCUGGACAUGGCGUCAUUCCCAGACUCGGACCUGCAGACAUGCCCGCUCUGCAAGGAACUGUGCGGAUCCUCAGCUCCCAUCUCCUCGAGCUCCUCUACCUCAUCUUCAUCCUCACAUACCUCAUCGUCCUCCAGCCAGACCACCAGGAGACUCCACGUCCUGCCCUGCCUCCACGCCUUCUGCAGGCAAUGCCUGGAGGGCCAGCGCAGUCCUGGGGACCCACUGAAGCUGCGAUGCCCCACCUGCGACCAGAAGGUGUCCAUCUCCGAGGCCGGGGUGGACUCCCUGCCUUCCUCCAACUUCCUCUUCAGCAACCUGCUGGAUGUGGUGGUGAGCUCUGAUGACCAGAUCCAGAACAAGAACGGCCACCACCACCACCGGGGAGGCUUAGGUGGAGGCUCCACGGGCUUCCAUCAUCCUCAUGCAGGCCUCCUGCAUCCCCACCACCUGGGAGAGCCUCAGUGCAGCUCCUGUGAUGAGGAGAACCCGGCCACCUCCCAUUGCCUUGACUGCCAGGAGUAUCUGUGUGACAACUGUGUGCGGGCUCACCAGCGGGUGCGGCUGACCAAGGACCACUUCAUUGAGCGCCUGGGCGAGAGCCUUCACCUGGGCCGGGUCAACUCCAACAGCAACCAGGGCCAGUCCGGGGUGUCGGUGUCCCUCGCCCAGUCCCUGCAGAACAACUUUGCCCUGCUGUCACUCUUCCAGGACCACAUGAGCUUCUGCCAGCACCAUGACAAUGAGGUGUUCCUGUUCUUCUGUGAAACCUGCUCGGUGCCUAUCUGCAGGGAGUGCAGCGUGGGCCGUCACAUGGGACACACCUUUGUUUACCUGCAGGAUGCCGUGCAGGACUGCAGAGCCAUCACCAUUCAGCUGCUGGCAGACGCGCAGCAGGGAAGACAGGCUGUGCAGCUGAGCAUGGAGAAGGUCCAGGCCAUGGCAGAGCAAGUGGAGAUCAAGGCUAAGGUGGUGCAGACUGAGGUGAAGGCCCUCGUCCUGAGACACAAGAAAGCGCUGGAUGAGAGGGAGUGUGAACUACUGUGGAAGGUGGAGAAGAUUCGUCAGGUGAAGGCCAAGUCUCUGUACCUGCAAGUGGAGAAGCUGCACCAGAGUCUGACCAAGUUAGACAGCACCAUCGCCGCCGUCAGCCAGGUGCUGGACGAGGGCCACCACCUGGACGUGCUGCUGGCCAGGGAGCGAAUGCUCACACAGAUCCAUGAACUCAAGGUUCUCAGGGGGCUGCUUCAGCCGCAGGAGGACGAUCGCUUCAUGUUUACUCCUCCAGACCAGGCGCUGCACAUAGCCAUCCAGUCCAUGGGCCUCAUCAGCAGUGGAGCCUUUGCCCCCGUCACCAAAGCCCACGGCGAGGGUCUGAAGAGUGCGCUGCGUGGCAAGCCCGCCUCCUUUACCGUGAUUGGCUAUGACCACGACGGCGAACCACGUCUGUCCGGCGGCGACACGCUGUCUGCUAUCAUCAUGUCUGUAGGUGACGGCACACUGUCUGCGGCAGAGGUGGCCGACCACCAGAACGGCUCUUACACCAUCAGCUAUAUCCCCAAAUGUGAGGGGGAGCACCUCGUCUCGGUGCUGGUGUGUAACCAGCACAUCCAGGGAAGCCCCUUCAGUGUCCUCGUGAAGUCCGGGCGGAGCUACGGCUCUUUGGGUUCCCAAGUGUCCUCGUUUGGGUGCGAGGGGGAGGGAGACGGUCAGCUCUGUCGUCCUUGGGGCAUCAGUGUGGACAAGGAGGGUUACGUGGUGGUGGCUGAUCGCAGCAACAACCGCAUACAGAUAUUCAAGCCCUGUGGUGCCUUCCACCACAAGUUUGGCUCUCUGGGUUCUCGGCCCGGACAGUUUGACCGGCCAGCCGGGGUCGCAUGUGACAGUCAGAGACGAAUCAUUGUGGCUGAUAAGGACAAUCACCGAGUGCAGGUGUUUACUUUUGAGGGCCAGUUCCUGCUCAAGUUUGGGGAAAAGGGCACCAAGAACGGGCAGUUCAACUAUCCGUGGGACGUGGCUGUCAACUCUGAGGGUAAGAUCCUGGUCUCAGACACCAGGAACCACCGUGUGCAGCUGUUUGCCCCCGACGGCUCUUUCCUCAAUAAGUACGGCUUUGAGGGCGCGCUAUGGAAACACUUUGACUCUCCCAGAGGAGUGGCCUUUAACCACGAGGACCACCUGGUGGUGACCGACUUCAACAACCACCGGCUCCUGGUCAUCCGGCCCGACUGCCAGUCGGCUCGCUUCCUGGGCUCCGAGGGCACCGGGAACGGACAGUUCCUGCGGCCCCAGGGCGUCGCCGUGGACCAGGAGAACCGCAUCAUCGUGGCCGACUCCCGCAACCACCGAGUACAAGUGUUUGAGCCCAACGGAAACUUCUUAUGCAAAUUUGGCACACAGGGGAGUGGCUUCGGACAGAUGGAUCGCCCCUCCGGUGUGGCUGUGACGCCCGACGGCGUCAUCGUUGUCGUUGACUUUGGAAAUAAUCGCAUUCUCAAAUUCUAAA